CUUCCUGGAUACGUUACACGUAGAGACAGGAUUGUGUUCAGACUUUCAUAGUAGAAGUGUACUUUUAAACGACGGCUUUUCUGACUUGUUUUAUGUGUGCAUACAUGUUAUUCACCCGUAUUCGCACACAGGCAUGUUUAGUGGGAGUAUAAUGAAGCCACAGUGGCGCGUGUUGCUUGUUUAGCCUCAUAGCUAAGCUAAGCUACCUAGCCAACAUUAGGACUAGCGAACACGGACGCGUUUUUGUUUAUGUUUACUUUUUUUCAAGAUGUACACUUUAUUAUCUGGAUUAUAUAAGUACAUGUUCCAGAAGGAUGAAUACUGCGUUUUGAUCCUGGGACUGGAUAACGCCGGAAAAACGACUUUCCUGGAACAGACCAAAACAAAGUUUAGUAAGAAUUACAAGGGGAUGACUUUAUCCAAGAUCACAACUACAGUUGGCUUGAACAUUGGCACAAUUGAUGUUGGCAAGGCUCGUCUAAUGUUCUGGGAUUUGGGAGGUCAGGAGGAGCUGCAGUCUCUGUGGGACAAAUACUACGCUGAAUCCCAUGGAGUCAUCUAUGUGAUAGAUUCAACUGAUGAAGAGCGUCUGUCAGAAUCAAAGGAGGCCUUUGAGAAAAUGAUCAGCAGUGAGGCACUGGAAGGCGUUCCACUCCUCGUGCUGGCUAAUAAGCAAGAUGUACCGAACUGUUUGUCAGUGCCCGACAUUAAAACAACCUUCAGUGAUUGUGCUCCAAAGAUUGGCAAGAGAGACUGUUUAGUCCAGCCUUGCACUGCUCUCACAGGGGACGGCGUGAACGAAGGCAUUGAGUGGAUGGUGAAGUGUGUGGUCAGAAACAUUCACCGGCCACCGAGACAGAAGGACAUCACAUAAGAUGUUUGUCAUCUCUCCACUGUGAUUUUGGACGAGUUUCUCCUUGAGGACAUUCCAUGUGUUAAGCCCUGGAGCUGAUAACUCUCACCUUGUGUUUCCUGUGACUCUUUGGAUUUCUGCUUUUUGGACUUCAUUAUAGUAUUUUUAUCAACAAACAUAGAUUCAGAUGUACUGUGAGCAGACGUCUGCCUGUUUGUGCCUACACUUUUUGAAGGUGUGUCGUUUACUUUUACUGGGAUCAGUGCUGCAGCAUCUAUAUGGAGCACUUUGAGUGCACAGAAACACUGACACAUUAAAUAUACAAAGCAUUGAUGGGCACUUAUCUAUUUUUUCACACUAUCAGAUUCAAUAAACAAUGAUCCAUGGUUUUUUGAUGAACUUAAUGAUACUGCAGUAUUCCAUCAUUAGAACCUUUAACAUAUAAACAGUUUACAUUUAGCUAGGCUGGUCUCUCUUUUUUGUCAUUAGGCAUAAGACAGGAAUUAUUAGUUAUUGAUCCGUGCUGUCCUUACACAAUUUUCAACAUUUGAAAACAGUGACUGUAAAGUUAGUUAGCAUCCACUUCUGACAUUGGGAAGUUGCUUUUUAUGAACAAUUCCUAAUCCUCAGCUGGUUAUGUGCCUGUGUCACAGUUAAAAACAGAGCUGUACUAUACUAGUAUUGCCCAGUUGGUUCCCACAGGUAAACUUUAUUUUUUACAUCAGUCUGACAGAGCAAUCGGUUUACUAGUGGACAGUGCACUCACUGUUAUUUUCAGGGUUCAGCUGCUGGCAACCAGCCACCAAGACCCUUUUCUCUCUGCCCCCUGGCCCACUUAUCCGAUUGCUGUUAUGGCACUUCUGUCAGUCAGCUGCUUGUCCAGUAAGUUUCUCAUCUCAUAUUUGGAUGUACUCGAUUAUCUCAGACUGCAUGUGGAGGCGGUAGUCCUCCUUUUGUUCUCAUCUGCAAGUUGGAUGGUCAUCCCAGCCAGAAUGUGCAGCAGGUGGAGAACGAGUUAGUGCGCUGUUAGACUGCAGAUCUUACAGGAGUCCUUUUCGCUUUUACAGUAACAAGUCAGAAAACAUUUUUUCUCUUGGCACAAUCCAUUCAUGAUUUGCUAGCGGUACAGUGCACUUGAAAAUGCAUCUGCAGCACAUUUACACAACUGUUUGUGUACAGUUUGAUCCAUUUUUAUCUGUGCUGUCACCAUCGUGAACUGUUAAUUGUUGCCCUGACUUUUGCCAGAGAGCUUUAUCCAGAAGUGAAAUUGGGGGGGCAUUGAAAUUGAAACAGUUGAAAUUGAACCACAGGAUGAGAGACUAAGGUUACAGCUAAUGAUACUUCAGCGUUAUUUGUCGCAACUAACUUGACCAAUGGAGAUAAUAGUUAAUAAUGAGUCAAAUAAGUGCACAAGCCAAUCCUACCACAAAUAUGAAUCCUUUGCAAACACUAUUGCUCUUCCAGUACAAAUGUGUAUCAGUGUAUUCAGUUUGAUAAAGAGAAUUACAUGAAUCAAACUAAGGCCUUCACAGUUACCACAUCACAGCCCAAUUGUCAAAUGACGGGCGAGUUUGGACAGACAAUUCUUUGGGAAUAAUGUUGUUCCUGCUGAAAGACUUUCAAAGACUUCGAGAAGCUGACCACAUACUUCUCUGUGCUGUUUGUUCUUCUGGUCCCUGCUUGAUGUGUUGAUUUCAUACCAUAACUAUCAUUUAUUUAAGUUAGACAAACAUGUUCAAAUUGUUCAGGUGCCACUUUAACUGUGAUCAUGGGAUUUUUAAAUCUUUGCAUGCAAUAUUUUUUCAUCACUAUGCAUUUAGAUUGCCAUUACUAUAAAAAGAAGAAUUCUUGAUGAAUAAAUGGGGACAAAGAACUUUUGAUUUUUCCAGUCUGUAAAUUUAAAAUCCCAGUAUUGCGUGCAUAAAAUUCAUUUGGUCUAACUCUUGAAAGAAGAAAAAAUACUUUUCUAAUAGUUUCUUAUACAUGGAUGUGGUUUAGCUCUAGCACCAAAAGGAUCAAACAUCAAUUUGCAGGAAUACUAUAAAUGAUUCAAUAAAUCGAUAUGAAAUUUAUAAAGUCUGUAUACAGGACACAGAAGUCUUACUAAUCUCUGCUGAAUCAAUGUCAAAGCAGAUAUUUGUCAUUCACUUUUUCUGCCAGUCGCUUAUACUUUAUGAUAGAUGAUUCUACUAAAUUUCUCAUUUUAAUAAAAUAUAAUGUGUCAUUUGGGAUAGUUUAACAUUCAGCUUCCUAUCAGUCCUCAUACUGACCUUCACAGCUGUGAAGGUAAAUCUGUUUGUCACUAGCUCAAGAACCACAGCUAUUCCUGUCAUAAUUGUUGAUUCUCAUUGCUGAUGAUCGCAAGGUUCAACACCAUCAGAAUCAAUAUCAUCUAUCUCAAUAUCACCUUUCUUUGCUUUUUGUUUUACAGGGUUUUUACAUUACAGCUUAAAAAAAAUCAAAAAUACUUCUAUCAACCCGAUUCUUUUAGUCCUCAGGCUGGACAGAGAAGACGCUGACUCAGUGUAUUCAAAAUAUAUUCAAUCACUUUAUUCAGUAAAACCUUCCGGAAAGGAGAUGUGCACAGCGCGAAGCCUCCUGCAAAUCUAAAGCUUUACCGACAAGAUGUGUGAUAUAAUCUACACCCCCACUCCUGUCUGGCUUUCAUGACCCGAAGGUCGUCUCCUGUUGUUAUCAUCUAGCAGCAGAAAUAUGAGCUACAUUCUCUGAAAAGUCUGCACUAAAGACCCUGUUCAUCACAGUCUCAUGUCGCCAAGCAUUCGAAUAGAAUAGAAUUCAACUUCAUUGUCAUUGUGUUAGUAGACCUCUCUGCAUUGAAUCAUACCUGUUAUUAAUCUCUGUCUCUCUUCCACAGCAUGUCUAUAUCCUGUUUUCCUUCUCUCACCCCAACCAAUCACAGCAGAUGGCCCCGCCCCUCCCUGAGCCUGGUUCUGCCGGAGGUUUCUUCCUGUUAAAAGGGAGUUUUUUCUUCCCACUGUCACCAAAGUGCUUGCUCAUGGGGGCUCAUAUGAUUGUUGUGUUUUUCUCUGUAUCUAUUAUUGUACGAUCUGCUGUACAAUAUAAAGCGCCUCGAGGCGACUGUUGUUGUGA
Molecule: messenger RNA, 3964 nt
Organism: Pelmatolapia mariae (spotted tilapia)
Lineage: Eukaryota; Metazoa; Chordata; Actinopteri; Cichliformes; Cichlidae
Gene: arfrp1
Product: ADP-ribosylation factor related protein 1
Exons: 7
Coding region: 269-874 (201 amino acids)
Biological process (GO): protein localization to Golgi apparatus; intracellular protein transport; Golgi to plasma membrane protein transport
Cellular component (GO): Golgi apparatus
Molecular function (GO): GTP binding; GTPase activity
Source: RefSeq, a predicted model, not a curated record